ACCUUUCUCGCCCAAUUGCCUUUCCCAGUUCUCUCUCUCUCUCUCUCUCUCUCUCUCUCGUUCCAAACUAUCUACAUGCACGCGAGGACAAUGAGGAGUUAGGGUUUCUAUGUUUUGUUUCCAGAUUCGCUUCAAGUUUGUGGAUUUUUUAAAUCCAUUUCUUGAGGCUGAAUUUUCUGAUUUGAGGAAUUACUGUUGUUAUCUGUUGUUUUAGAUCUGAACCCAUGACCAAAAUGUGUCCGAAUUGGGAAAGUGAACAAGAUGGGCAUUGUGGGUACGCGUAGAAGAUUUGUGUUUGAGCUUUUAUUUGAAAAAUUGGGUUACCUUUGCUGCUUGUAAAGAUUCGGGUUUUGAAUUCUAGUACUUUUGGGUGGUGACACAGUGCGAUACUUCGGUGAUUUGGUGGUUUUGUGAAGCAAUUGGUGGUUUUGUGAAGAGGGUAAAGUCAUGUUCUAUGGUGCAGUGGCAUGGGAUCCUUGGCUCAUUGUUGCCCAGAUUGUUUGCCUCCAAUGCUUAUACUACCUUACACUUGGACUAUUCAUGUCAAUUCUCAUUGGGUUUCGUGUAUCUCGAAUGAGCCUGGUGUAUUUCUUUGACUAUGCGACUGUCACUGCUUCUACGGUAACGGGCUGGUGUGUCAUUGCUUCGUUUCUACUCAGCUCUCUCGCAGGAGCUGGUUAUCUGUUUUAUUUGAUAGAGAGGGCAAAGAAGUGCCUAGAUUUCUCAGCCACCAUCUAUAUCAUCCACUUAUUCUUAUGCAUCAUUUAUGGAGGUUGGCCCUCCUCAAUAACCUGGUGGGUUGUGAAUGGUACUGGAAUUGCGGUGAUGGCUUUCCUAAGUGAAUAUUUGUGCAUAAGACGUGAGCUGCAAGAUAUUCCCAUUACACGAUAUCGAUCAAAUUGAUGCAAAUUUCUAUUGUGGUUUGGAAUUUGAAGUAUCUCCAGAGUGCAUCACCAGGUGCUGUGCUGCUGUUGGUUGUAAUUUGAUAACUAAUUGUUGUUGCACGAUGAAGUAUAAAUAUAGAGCUAUGACACACACUGCAUGUCAGUUGACCUGGCUGAUUAUUUUGCAUCUAAUCCAAUAUAUCGUGAGCAAACCAAACACAUUGAGGUUGACUAUUGUUUUAUCUGAGAGCUCCUGAAAAAAUGCUAUUCGUACGUUGUCAGUGAGAGAUCAGAGUAUCAACUAGCAGAUUUGUUUACUGAACCUUCAGGAAAUUCUAGAAUAAAUUUAUAUUUGUUACAAGCAGGGAACUUUUGCUAUAUAUCCUCCUGUUUGAGGGGACUGUUAAGUGAGUUAUGGGCAUAUCCUUCCUCUGUAUACUCUUGUUUAAUAGAAAAUAAAGAGGAGCUAGCCCUAGUGUGUUUCUGCUGGCUCUCUCUCUCUCUCUCUCUCUCUCUCUCUGCACUACCAUGUAGCAAAACAAGAGUGAAUUGCUAAUUUACGUUCAUUUGUGGAGGAGAAAAGAAAUUAAUGAGGACCUGCUGAAUGUUUU
Molecule: messenger RNA, 1495 nt
Organism: Malania oleifera
Lineage: Eukaryota; Viridiplantae; Streptophyta; Magnoliopsida; Santalales; Ximeniaceae
Exons: 3
Coding region: 448-903 (151 amino acids)
Biological process (GO): Golgi to endosome transport; protein localization to Golgi apparatus; Golgi to plasma membrane protein transport
Cellular component (GO): Golgi membrane; trans-Golgi network
Source: RefSeq, a predicted model, not a curated record